Messenger RNA from Rangifer tarandus platyrhynchus (Svalbard reindeer), 3483 nucleotides. The record is from the annotation of a GenBank genome assembly. Lineage: Eukaryota; Metazoa; Chordata; Mammalia; Artiodactyla; Cervidae.
AUGACACUCUGCGGGACCUUCCUGGAAAAUGAGUUCCGGGGUGAGCUUCUGAGUCAGAGGUGGACACACGGAGACAAGGCUGACAACUGUAGGACCCCAAGACUCUUCCUGGGCGGACGCGGCAAGAUGAGCUUAGAAAAUGAUGAAAAGAGAGCUCGUACAAGAUCCAAGGCCCUCCGAGCUCCCCUGGAGCCCACAGGAGCUGACCUCAGCUGUCCCACCCCCGGAUGCACGGGCUCGGGGCAUAUCCGUGGCAAGUACUCCAGGCACCGAAGUUUGCAGAGCUGCCCUUUGGCCAAGAAGAGGAAGCUAGAGGGCCCUGAGGCCGAGCACCUGGGGUCCAAGCGGAAGGCACCCCCGCUGAAGCUGGCUCUGGACGAGGGCUACGGCGUGGACAGUGACGGCAGCGAGGAUGCUGAGGUGAAGGACGCCUCUGUUUCUGAUGAAUCGGAAGGAACUGUGGAGGAGGACGAGGCCGAGGCGUCGGGACAGGAGGAGAUUCAUCGCCCCGAGCCAGCUGAAGGAAGGAGCCCAAUAAAAGCGCAUUUUGGAUCCAAUCCCAUCAGCAGCCCCUCAGGCUCCUCCAAGGGCAGCUAUAGCAGCUAUCAGGAAAUCAUCGCAACUUCUCUCCUAAAUUUGGGCCAAAUCGCUGAAGAGACCCUGGUUGGCGGAGACUCAGGCCAGGUGGCCACGCCAGGCCUAGUUCAGGAGGCUGAGGAAGAAGCCACCAGUGACGAGGGGGAGAAGGAGGACUUUAUCCAGCCGGAGGACGUGGAGGAGGUGAUUGAAGUCACCAGCGAGCACUCCCAGGAGCCGUGUCCCCAGUCUCUGGAGAGUGUGGCCAGUGAGGCAUCCUGCAAACAGAAAGUGACCCUGGGCAACGAGGAGGAAGAGGAGGAGGAGGAGGAAGAUGAGGAGGAGGAAGAAGAUGACGAGGAGGACGAGGAAGACGAGGAGGAGGCCCCGCCCGAUGUAAUCUGCCAGGAGGAUGCCCCCCACAUCCCUGCCCCAAAGAGCCCUCAGCCCCGGGGCCCGGUGCCUCCCAGCCCCAAGCCCGGGUACUCCGUCCUGGUGGAGGUGCGGUCCGAUGACGGCAAAGACGAGGACUCGCGCUCCCAGAAGUCUGCGGUCACAGACGAGUCGGAGAUGUACGACAUGAUGACCCGUGGCAAUCUGGGCCUCCUGGAGCAGGCCAUUGCCCUGAAGGCAGAGCAGGUGCGGGCUGUCUGUGAGCCGGGAUGCCCACCUGCUGAGCAAGGCCCACUGGGCCCGGGCGAGCCAGGGAAGGCAGCGAGGCCCCUGGACGCUGCCCGGAAGAACUACUGCAGCAAAGAUCCCUCAAGAACUGAAAAGCGUGAGAUCAAGUGUCCGACACCAGGCUGUGAUGGCACCGGCCAUGUCACUGGGCUGUACCCACACCACCGCAGCCUGUCUGGCUGCCCCCACAAGGACAGGAUCCCCCCGGAGAUCCUGGCCAUGCACGAGAACGUGCUCAAGUGCCCCACUCCUGGCUGCACAGGCCAGGGCCACGUGAACAGCAACCGUAACACACACAGAAGUUUGUCUGGGUGUCCCAUUGCUGCUGCCGAAAAAUUAGCCAAAUCUCAUGAGAAGCAACAGCCACAGCCGGGAGAGCCUUCCAAGAAUAGCUCCAAUUCGGAUCGGAUCCUCAGGCCCAUGUGCUUCGUGAAGCAGCUUGAGGUCCCUCCAUACGGAAGCUACCGGCCCAGCGUGGCCCCCACCACACCCAGGGCCAACCUGGCCAAGGAGCUGGAGAAGUUCUCCAAGGUCACCUUUGACUACGCAAGUUUUGAUGCUCAGGUUUUUGGUAAGCGCAUGCUUGCCCCAAAGAUUCAGACCAGCGAAACCUCACCGAAAGCCUUUAAAUCCAAACCUUUCCCAAAGGCCUCUCCCCCCAGGCCCAGCCCCUGCACCUCAUCCUCUUCUGCAGGCUUCGACUACGCCCACGACGCAGAGGCUGCACACAUGGCCGCCACUGCCAUCCUGAACCUCUCCACGCGCUGCUGGGAGAUGCCUGAGAACCUCAGCACGAAGCCACAGGACCUGCCCAGCAAGGCCGUGGAAAUUGAGGUGGAUGAGAACGGAACUCUGGACUUGAGCAUGCACAAGCACCGCAGGCGGGAGAACACUUUCCCCAGCGGGAGCAGCAGCAGCAGCAGCCCUGGCGUGAAGUCACCUGAUGCCUGCCAGCGCCAGAGCAGUACCAGCGCCCCCAGCAGCUCCCUGACCUCACCCCCGUCCAGCCAUGCUUCCCGCCAGGAUGAGUGGGACCGGCCUCUGGACUACACUAAGCCCAGCCGCCCACGAGAGGAGGAGCCUGAGGAGUCAGAGCCAGCAGCCCAUUCUUUUGCUUCUUCUGAAGCAGAUGACCAGGAAGUGUCGGAGGAGAAUUUUGAGGAGCGGAAGUACCCCGGGGAGGUCACCCUGGCCAACUUUAAGCUGAAGUUUCUCUCCAAGGACAUAAAGAAGGAGCUGCUCACCUGCCCUACCCCUGGUUGUGACGGCAGUGGCCACAUCACUGGGAACUAUGCCUCCCACCGCAGCCUCUCUGGUUGCCCUCUUGCUGACAAGAGCCUCAGAAACCUCAUGGCUGCCCAUUCUGCUGACCUCAAGUGCCCCACGCCCGGCUGCGAUGGCUCAGGCCACAUAACGGGGAACUACGCGUCGCACCGGAGCUUGUCAGGCUGCCCUCGUGCCAAGAAAAGCGGAGCCAAGGCCACACCUGCAAAGGACGACAAGGAAGACCCCGAGCUGAUGAAGUGCCCAGUUCCAGGCUGUGUGGGGCUUGGUCACAUCAGUGGCAAAUAUGCCUCUCACAGAAGCGCGUCCGGCUGCCCGCUGGCAGCUCGGAGGCAGAAGGAGGGUUCCCUCAAUGGCUCGUCUUUUUCCUGGAAGUCCCUGAAGAAUGAGGGGCCCGCCUGCCCCACCCCGGGCUGCGACGGCUCCGGUCACGCCAAUGGGAGCUUCCUCACCCACCGCAGCUUGUCUGGCUGUCCCAGAGCGACCUUUGCAGGAAAGAAGGGAAAGCUCUCAGGGGAUGAGGUUCUUGGCACGAAAUUCAAGACGAGUGAUGUGCUGGACAACGAUGAGGAGAUCAAGCAGCUGAACCAGGAGAUUCGAGACCUGAACGAGUCCAACUCUGAGAUGGAGGCCGCCAUGCUGCAGCUGCAGUCCCAGAUCUCGUCCAUGGAGAAAAGCCUGAAGAAUAUCGAGGAGGAGAACAAGCUCAUCGAGGAGCAGAACGAAGCCCUGUUUCUGGAGCUGUCGGGCCUGAGCCAGGCCCUCAUCCAAAGUCUUGCCAACAUCCGCCUUCCGCACAUGGAGCCGAUAUGUGAGCAGAAUUUUGACGCCUAUGUCAGCACCCUCACCGACAUGUACUCCAACCAGGAGUGCUACCAGAACCCCGAGAACAAGGACCUCCUCGAGAGCAUCAAGCAGGCCGUGAGGGGCAUCCAGGUCUAG